AUGCUUAGAAGACUUCAGAGUAUAUGCAAGGCUUCAGAUAAUGCCUCGGGAGACCCACAAGAAAAUGUGAGGAGCUCUAUUCCAGGAGCUCAACACGAGGGCUCUACUCCAGGAGCUCAACAUGAGGGCUCUAUUCCAGGAGCUCAACAUGAGGGCUCUACUCCAGGAGCUCAACAUAAGGGCACUACUCCAGGAGCUCAACAUAAGGGCUCUACUCCAGGAGCUCAACAUGAGGGCUCUACUCCAGGAGCUCAACAUAAGGGCACUACUCCCGGAGCUCAACAUGAGGGCUCUACUCCAGGAGCUCAACACGAGGCCUCUACUCCAGGAGCUCAACAUGAGGGCUCUACUCUAGGAGCUCAACACGAGGCCUCUACUCCAGGAGCUCAACAUGAGGGCUCUACUCCCGGAGCUCAACAUAAGGGCACUACUCCAGGAGCUCAACACGAGAGCUCUACUCCAGGAGCUCAACAUGAGGGCUCUACUCCAGGAGCUCAAUAUGAGGGCUCUACUCCAGGAGCUCAACAUAAGGGCACUACUCCAGGAGCUCAACACGAGAGCUCUACUCCAGGAGCUCAACAUGAGGGCUCUACUCCAGGAGCUCAACACGAGAGCUCUACUCCAGGAGCUCAACACGAGGGCUCUACUCCAGGAGCUCAAGAAGGCUUUGACGGCCCUCCCGUCCCUGUGUACGUGUGCUCACCUGCACGUACUCCUCCACCUGUGCUCACCUGCACGUACUCCUCCACCUGUGCUCACCUGCACGUACUCCUCCACCUGUGCUCACCUGCACGUACUCCUCCACCUGUGCUCACCUGCACGUACUCCUCCACCUGUGCUCACCUGCACGUACUCCUCCACCUGUGCUCACCUGCACGUACUCCUCCACCUGUGCUCACCUGCACGUACUCCUCCACCUGUGCUCACCUGCACGUACUCCUCCACCUGUGCUCACCUGCACGUACUCCUCCACCUGUGCUCACCUGCACGUACUCCUCCACCUGUGCUCACCUGCACGUACUCCUCCACCUGUGCUCACCUGCACGUACUCCUCCACCUGUGCUCACCUGCACGUACUCCUCCACCUGUGCUCACCUGCACGUACUCCUCCACCUGUGCUCACCUGCACGUACUCCUCCACCUGUGCUCACCUGCACGUACUCCUCCACCUGUGCUCACCUGCACGUACUCCUCCACCUGUGCUCACCUGCACGUACUCCUCCACCUGUGCUCACUGCACGUACUCCUCCACCUGUGCUCACCUGCACGUACUCCUCCACCUGUGCUCACCUGCACGUACUCCUCCACCUGUGCUCACCUGCACGUACUCCUCCACCUGUGCUCACCUGCACGUACUCCUCCACCUGUGCUCACCUGCACGUACUCCUCCACCUGUGCUCACCUGCACGUACUCCUCCACCUGUGCUCACCUGCACGUAUCCUCCACCUGUGCUCACCUGCACGUACUCCUCCACCUGUGCUCACCUGCACGUACUCCUCCACCUGUGCUCACCUGCACGUACUCCUCCACCUGUGCUCACCUGCACGUACUCCUCCACCUGUGCUCACCUGCACGUACUCCUCCACCUGUGCUCACCUGCACGUACUCCUCCACCUGUGCUCACCUGCACGUACUCCUCCACCUGUGCUCACCUGCAC
Molecule: messenger RNA, 1659 nt
Organism: Procambarus clarkii (red swamp crayfish)
Lineage: Eukaryota; Metazoa; Arthropoda; Malacostraca; Decapoda; Cambaridae
Source: RefSeq, a predicted model, not a curated record